Molecule: messenger RNA, 1558 nt
Organism: Cyprinodon tularosa
Lineage: Eukaryota; Metazoa; Chordata; Actinopteri; Cyprinodontiformes; Cyprinodontidae
Product: intelectin-like
Exons: 6
Molecular function (GO): oligosaccharide binding
Source: RefSeq, a predicted model, not a curated record
UUUCCAGGAGAAAAUGAGACUGACUUCAAAGCAGACUUUGAAAUCAUCACUCAGACAAAUUUUGAACAGUUGCGGACAGUGAGUGACAGAUUCAAAUUCAUUGGCCGGAGCUGUAAAGAAAUCCUGGAUAAAUAUGGUGAACGAGAAGAUGGGAUAUACUACCUGACCACUAAUAAUGGGAUGAAGUAUCAGACGUUCUGUGACAUGAACACUGCUGGAGGUGGCUGGACUCUGGUGGCCAGUGUUCAUGAAAACAGCAUUUAUGGAAGAUGUAGUGUGGGGGAUCGAUGGUCGAGUCAGCAGGGAAACAAUCCAAACCUGCCAGAUGGUGAUGGAAACUGGUCCAACAGAAACACCUUUGGUCUAGUAGAGAGCGCCACGUCUGAUGAUUACAAGAAUCCAGGAUAUUAUGAUAUUGUUACACAAGACAUGUCUGUGUGGCACGUUCCCAACAACUUCCCAAUGGAGCACUGGAACCUGGCAGCCAUUCUCCGCUACCACACUGAAAACAACUUCCUUCGUCUUUAUGGGGGAAACCUCUUUAACCUAUUUAAGCAAUUUCCUGUAAGGUACAACAUUGGGUCCUGCUCCAAUAGAGGACCAGCAGUUCCCAUUGUGUACGACCAUGGAGACACAGAGUCCACCAAAAAUUUGUAUGGACCAGGUCCUAGAAAUGAGUUUGAUCCAGGCUUCAUCACUUUCAGAGCAAUAAAUUAUGAAAGAGCAGCCAUGGCGAUCUGCUCUGGGGUCAAACCCAGAGGGUGCCAUUGUGAACAUUAUUGUAUAGGAGGAGGAGGAUAUUUUCACCCCGAACAGUGUGGAGAUUUUCCAUCAUUUGACUGGGACAGACUUGGAAAGGAGCAAGGCUGGAGCGCCUCUAAGGAAAUGACUGAGUCUGCCGUCUUGCUGUUUUACCGCUGAGAAUAUCUAUCCUAUAAGAUGAAUCUAGUCUAAUUUCAUCCCCUUAGACUUAAAGGAAUGUUUUUAGACCCCUCACCAGUAGAUGGCAUUACACUAUUGUGUAUUUCAAUUCUCCAACUGAAAGUUAGGCUUAAACAGGUAGUUAAACUGUUAGCAGUGUAAAACGUGUGCUGAACGCAAAGUAUUUUACACUCAUACAGUAAAUGAAAACAAAUAUAUACAGCUGGAUUCAAAUGUCCUAAAGCAUACUAAGAACAAACCAUGUCAAUCAACAUAGAAGCUUAAGACUGGUUUUAUUCAACAAGAGAGCAACCAUGAUAAGAAUAAAUCAGACAAGUGUAAAUUAGAGGUGGUUAAUGAGUCUCCAUCUACAAGUCUGAUACACGUUUUAUUAAUUCUGAAAAAAAAAAAAAUUAUAUUUAAAAAAUAAUUUCAAAUAAGUAUUUUUAAAGAUAUCUACGUUCAUUUUAAGAAAAUUAGUCAAUGCACUCAACAGCAAGGCAAAUGAAUGUUUGGCAGAAGUUGAAAAUUUUUAUUCUAAAAGAACUGAUCAAAAAAGAGAAAACUUAGAAUAAAUGAAGAAGCAAAUGUAAGAACAGCCGCAAGCAUUAAAAAAAAAACCAAAAAAAAAACCUGA